Messenger RNA from Debaryomyces fabryi, 474 nucleotides. It is a transcript of the gene FYV5, whose product is annotated as Fyv5p. Lineage: Eukaryota; Fungi; Ascomycota; Pichiomycetes; Serinales; Debaryomycetaceae. Gene Ontology annotation, biological process: rRNA processing. The transcript has a single exon. The record is from RefSeq and is a predicted model, not a curated record. Gene Ontology annotation, cellular component: nucleolus. Bases 1 to 474 code for a protein of 157 amino acids.
AUGGGGGAAAAAAGGCAUUUCAAGGGUAAAAACCCAUAUACUGAUCGUCGUGAAUUUAAAUCUAAAGAAAUUAAAAAGUCUUUGGUGCAUAGGGCGAGAUUGAGAAAGAAUUAUUUUAAAUUAUUAGAGAAGGAAGGCAUAAAUCACGAACCAGAACAAAAUGAAAGCGAAAGCACAGUAAAUCAGAAUAAGUCAGAAGAUUUAGAAAGAUCUGGUAUAUCAAAUUCUAGAAACCAACCUUCUAAAAGGCCUAUGAAUUUUGCGGAAAGGGCCAAGAUUGCUAAGGAGAGAAAAGAACAGAAUAGGCAGGCUAAAUUAAAGUCAAUACAAGACCGUCGUGAAACUAUAGAAAAAAAAUCGAAAGAACGGGAAAGACGGAAGGACACUUUAUCCAAGAAAACUAAAUCCGGACAGCCUUUGAUGGGUCCAAGAAUUAAUAACUUGCUUGAUAAGAUCAAGAAGGAUAUAGAAUGA